Messenger RNA from Cucumis melo (muskmelon), 915 nucleotides. RefSeq lists its product as uncharacterized. The transcript is spliced from 2 exons. Bases 1 to 915 code for a protein of 304 amino acids. The record is from RefSeq and is a predicted model, not a curated record. Lineage: Eukaryota; Viridiplantae; Streptophyta; Magnoliopsida; Cucurbitales; Cucurbitaceae.
AUGUUUCCAUUACCCCCGCCUAAAGGUGCUCCGGCGCCGGAGACGCCCAAGAAAGAAGCAAUAAAAAGCUACAAACUUGACUUGUCGUCCUCCUCCGACGACAGAUCCAUAAUCCCAAAAUAUUUUGCUUUGCAAAACUAUAGUCCAAGACAUCCCCAGCCAAUAACUGCACCAUUUCUACAGAAUAUACAUGGAAAUGGAAAUAGAGACGAUCGGAACUUAUCAUUUCACCCUGUGAGCCUUCACGACAACGUCGUGGCUCUUCGCUGCUUAGGAAACACUGCCUUCUGCACCAUUAUAACCGCAGAUAACAAGGAAAAUUGUUUGAAUGCUUCUGAUUGGGAUCUUAUGAAAGAAAACCAAUUUGAAGUUUCAGAAAAUUAUAUAAUAUCAAGCAGAAGAAUAGACUCAUUUCAGUACAUGCUUGGAGAUGGAAGGAUUUAUGGGGAGAGAGUUUGGUCAAUGGCCAAAGGAUAUGCCAUUAACAAAACCGAAGAACCUGAACAAAUCAAAUUCACUUUCUCUUUUGAAGACAAAAGGAACAAGAAAUGGACCAGCAUAUUUGCUAAACAAUUUCAAGUCAUUAAGCGUUUUAAUGUUGAGUUUCCUUCGAUAAAAGACGGCGAAGUUGUUAUAGGAGAUCGUAUUGCUGGACCAUACACAUGGGGAGAAACUGAUCAUAACGAUAAAAUUUCGAUGUCUUGUAAUAGCACCAUCACCGUACCUCCCAUGUCCAAAGUGAAGGUCAAUGUCGUCGUCAAACGGGGGUUUUGCGAAGUCCCUUUUUCGUAUAUUCAAGCCGAAAUUAACCUAGAGGGACAACGCCAGCUAAAGCCAUACAUCGACGGAGUUUUCACCGGCUUUAAUUCGUACCAAUUUCAGAUAACGACUGAUAAGGAAGCACUGCCUGUCUGA